UCAACUAGUUCAGUGAACUGGUUCUAAUAAAUGCCCUAGAACUGGCCGAAUUAAACAAUAAAAAUUAAAAAACCAACAUGAAUAUUGGAAAUAUUAAGCGAGCGCCCAAGAAGCUAAGCGUUUCCAAGAAGCCUGCCGUCACUGUGGAUUCACCCUUAGCAAAGUAUGACUCCUCAGGGACCUUGACUUGCAUCAUUUGCAGGAUACCCAUCAAGCCCAGCGUUUGGAAGGUGCACAUCAACUCCAAGCAGCACAAACAGAAUGUGGAACAGGCCAAGCAGAAUAAGAUUGAAAAGCUUGUGGCCACCACCACCACCAGUGCCAAGGAAUCAUCUGCCCCAUCUUUCAAGGCUCCGCAUCCUGUCGCCAAGUCUAGUACGCAACCAGAUCCCACUCUGGCAGGGAACCAAGAAGGGAAUCCUCAGCUUACUCCAGAGAAGGCGCCACCGCAAUCAAAUCCAAGUAGUAAUAAGCCGCCUCCAAACGAAUCUGUAGCCGAAAAAUUGCCUGAGAAGUUUUUCGACGAGGACAAGACCAAUAAAACCGAAGCCGCCCGACUCCAGGACGAGGAGUGGCAGCGCUUUCAGCAAGAGAUUAAGAAGGCAGCCACAGAAUCCAGUGUUAUCGUAGCUGACGAGCAAGAGGAUAUUAAUAUCAAGCGACAUAUCAAGGAAAUAGACGAGCAAAUUGAUAACUGGAAGAGGGUCAUCAAAAUAAAUGAUCAGAAAACUUUGCUUUUAAAUAAGAAGAGAAAAGUUGAGGUUAAAGUAGAAAUAGAUCCAGAAUUAAGUUCCAGCGAGGAUGAAUACAGUGUAGACGAUUUGUACGACUGGCGAACUAAAAACUUUCACUUAUAAAAUAUAUACACUUUUAAAUGUUAUUUUUUGAAACCAUGAAC
Molecule: messenger RNA, 898 nt
Organism: Drosophila serrata
Lineage: Eukaryota; Metazoa; Arthropoda; Insecta; Diptera; Drosophilidae
Product: zinc finger protein 830
Biological process (GO): nuclear DNA replication; mitotic DNA damage checkpoint signaling; mitotic DNA replication checkpoint signaling
Cellular component (GO): spliceosomal complex; nucleus
Molecular function (GO): nucleic acid binding; zinc ion binding
Source: RefSeq, a predicted model, not a curated record